CUACCCACGUACAACCAUGUUGUCAUCAUCGUCACCAACGCGUCUCAUUUCGAAACCAUCGUGCUUCUAUUCCCAAUUCUUCUUCUUUUUUCCGUGUGUUGGAAGAUACCCUUUUGUAUCAUUGUCACAAAGUAUCAAACUCGUCUUUUUGUCUGUCACUAUAUCAUUACCACUCACGAGAUUCCACCCAACCUCUUUUUAGUUUCUAAACUCAUGAGAGCACAAAAACCACUUUCAUUAGUUGUUGUUUGAGUGUAGUUAAGGUAAACUAACCAACCUUAUUCAUAGAUGGAUCAGUCACCACCUUAUUAUAACCGAUUUCCUCAGACUCCAAGCUCAUCCAAGAAGGGAAGAAGUGGUUAUGAACCAUCAGACACAGAGACAGAGUGGCAAGAGAUUCCACGGCACGAACGAGAAAGAAGAAACUUCACUUUAGAAGAAACAAAAGCAUUUACACUAAUGAACAAAAGCCCCAUGGCACUACACAGGAGACACCCUUCAAGGUUUGAACAUGAAGUCUCAUCAGCUUCAACAGCUUCACGAAGAAGACACCAUAGUAAAUCACCCUAUAAGCUGCGCGUAGCAGAAGAAGAUGUUACUGUUGCUGCAUCAUCAUCACCCAUAACAGGUUUGAAUACAAAGAGAAAUAUCAGUCCCUUGCCGAGACCUGACCUUGGAAGAACCGUGUCUCCUUUCAGGGAGCAAAGAAUUGAGAAGCCACACUACAAGAGAUCAGUGACAGCUCCAAGAUUGAGGAUUCAAGAGAGCAACAACGGAGGGAGAACCAUUAAUGAAAUGGUUCAUAAACAAAGAGAAGCUUCUCCUUUCGAAGCGCCUUCGGUUGGCAUAAUCAACGAGAUGAUAGCACAGGUGAAGCUAUCUAAAGAUCCCACUAGUGAUUAUUCAUCAGUGCUCGAAAGCACUGAUUCCAUUCAUCCGGGUGACCUUUUCUUUUCUCGCGAAUGCAACGCCUUGCAAGCGAAGAAUUCUUCGUUGCCAAGACGCAUCCAGCAGUGUGAGUAUUUCAGUCCAAGACCACCGGUGAACACCACCAGAAUCCCAUCUGAAAGCAAAGGAAAUAAUGGUGACAUUAACAUGAAAAUGAAUAUCUUGUCUCGAUCAAACACGGGUUUAAGUUCUGCGGCUACGAGUAGAAAGGGCAGUGACACUGGGAAGCCAAGUAGUGUAACAAGCGAAGCUAGUGGAAAGACAACUGCAAGCAUGAAGAAAUUCACAGCCAAUAGAAAAAAGAAUCAGAAAGAUACAUGGUUUUCUUGCAUGAAAACAGGUAACUGUAGAACCACAAAAAAAUCGCCCGAACGUCGACCUAUUGAUGAAUCUUCUUUCAUAGAGAAGGCAGUUGUAGUGGAAAGCCUCCCACAAUUCUGGGCAGAUAAACACCAACCUGCUUCACUUAAUGGCUUCAUUUGCAAUAAACAUGAAGCUCAACUUCUCAAGGAAUUGGUGUCUCAGGGCUCUUGUCCUCAUAUUUUGCUUCUAGGACCCUCUGGCUCCGGGAAAAGAGAACUAGCAAUGGCUAUUCUUCGAGAAAUAUAUGGGGAUGCAUGUUGUAACCUGUCUCAUGAUUUAAGACAUUUUCCUAUUCAGGACCAAAGGCUUAAGAAAGUAUCUGUUCCAAUAACAUCCAGUUCUCAUCACAUGGAGCUAGAUGUAAAUUCAGAACCAAAUGCUAAAUAUGCUUUAAUGGGAUUAAUCAAAGAAAUUAGCAAUAUAUAUGCGAUUGCCCCUGAAGUCAGCAAUAUUAAUUUCAAGUCAGAUUUUAAAGUUAUAGUUCUUUAUGACGUCCACAAAGCAGUAGAUAACAUCCAGCACAUUAUCAAAUGGAUCAUAGACCGCUAUUCUGAUAUAUGCAAAUUAGUCCUCUGCUGUGAAGAUGAUGCAGACCUUAUUGAACCUGUGAAAAACCGAUUCAAAGUUAUCCAAGUUGAUGCUCCUCAGAAUCACGAAAUUAUUGAGGUUCUUAUUCAGAUAGCAAAGAAUGAGGAAAUUGAUCUAUCCGUGAAUUUUGCUGCAAAAAUUGCUACAAAAUCUAAGCAGAACCUCAGAAAAGCAAUCAUGGCUCUUGAAGCAUGCAAUGCACACAACUAUCCUUUUUCAGAAGAACAACCAAUUCCGGUUGGAUGGGAGGAGAUUGUAAUAGAAGUUGCUGCAGAGAUCCUAGCUGAUCCAUCAUUUUCACGCUUACUCUCAAUACGAGGGAAAUUUCAAAUGCUUCUGUUGGAUUUUGUCCACCCGAAAUUGAUUCUCCAGAAACUCGUGGAACAUCUCCUAAAAAGAAUUGAGGCCAGCUUAAGAAGGGAGCUUUACUACUGGCAUGCUUAUUAUGACAGAAGACUCCCACCAGGAAUAACAGCUUUACUAAAGUUAGAAGAAUUCGUGGCCAAGUUCAUGAGCAUGUGCAGAAAAAACUCUGGCAGUCGGAAAUAUGUGUAGAUUAACAUGGAUGCCAUUUGAGGAUGAAUCCUUACUCAGACACAAUUAAGAAUGUCAACAUCAUAUUCAUAUGAGCAGCACUAAUGAAUGUUUUAAUUAGUAGAAGAACGUGAUUCCGUAUCCCAUUUGGAAAGAAAAAUAUUUUAGUAGAGAUCAGAAAGGAAAGUACUUAAAUCAGAUUCUGUUUCAUUCGUAGAACGCAUGCAUAAAGUAUUUAAUAUUGUUCAAACUAAAAGUCAGCUUGAAGCCCUCAAAGCUCAUAGUGAAGUGUGAACCAGAGAGUUCGGUGAGCCUUAACAUGGUGAUAUUGUAAAAUGCUCUUUUCUUGGGCAGGAGUCUCGAGCACGCGUUCACAUAAAAAGCCUAAAAAAGUCCUCAUUUAA
Molecule: messenger RNA, 2837 nt
Organism: Glycine soja
Lineage: Eukaryota; Viridiplantae; Streptophyta; Magnoliopsida; Fabales; Fabaceae
Exons: 11
Coding region: 289-2454 (721 amino acids)
Biological process (GO): DNA-templated DNA replication; DNA repair
Cellular component (GO): DNA replication factor C complex; nucleus
Molecular function (GO): DNA binding; DNA clamp loader activity
Source: RefSeq, a predicted model, not a curated record